Monodelphis domestica (gray short-tailed opossum) is the source of this 4329-nucleotide messenger RNA. It is a transcript of the gene CNTFR, whose product is annotated as ciliary neurotrophic factor receptor. Lineage: Eukaryota; Metazoa; Chordata; Mammalia; Didelphimorphia; Didelphidae. Gene Ontology annotation, cellular component: external side of plasma membrane; CNTFR-CLCF1 complex; membrane. Gene Ontology annotation, molecular function: interleukin-11 receptor activity; interleukin-11 binding; ciliary neurotrophic factor receptor activity. The record is from RefSeq and is a predicted model, not a curated record. Gene Ontology annotation, biological process: ciliary neurotrophic factor-mediated signaling pathway; positive regulation of cell population proliferation.
UCUCUGUCUCUCUCCUUCCCUAUCUCUCUGUGCCUCUCCCUGUCUCUCUCUCUCUCUGUCUCCCUGUUCCUCUCCCCCUCCCCUCCCCCCUUCCCCAAGUAUCAGAGGGGGCAGAUACACUGGGGAGGCCAGGCCGACAGACGGGGGAAUCUGCUCAGGGACCCAGGUCAGUGGCUUAAGCAGGGGGAUGAGGAAUGGUGGUCUGGGGAUGUGAGGAUUGGGGGUGGGGAAAGGCCUCAGCCUCUGGGGCCUGAAUUUCUGCUUUCAUGAUGGGGGGGGGCUGCUUUGGAGCUACUGAUCUAGGACCUGUCAGACCCACGUGUGUCUGUCGGGUCUCCCCCCAAGGGGCCCCCUCCAUUCCAUUCACUACCUCCCCUGCUACUUCUCCUCCCACUCCUCUCCACUCUCUUCUCAGCUCUCAGACCAGCUUCUUUGCCUUCAUCUUCUUUCUAUUCUGUUCUUUUCUCUGCCCACCUCCUUCCUUCUAAGGUCCUUCUCUCUUUCUUGCUGUGAGCUGUGUCUGCCUGUGUCUCUCUGGGUGACUUUGAAGCUUCUUCUUUAUUGAGUGUUCCCAUCCCUCUGUUGGGGGAGCACCCAAGGUUCUGAUCAUUCCCUGGACCCAUUGGUUCCCUACUGAUGGGGUGUGUCUAUUUCCCUGAAGAGAGGGGCUUUUCUUUCUCUCCAUUGAGAAACAGAGGUUGGGGGGAAGAGUAUAGAUUAAAGUCUCAGAGAAGAGGGGAAGCCUCAGUCAGGUGGGUUUCUGUGCCUCUAUGAUUGGGGUGGGUGUCUCUGCCCCUCUCUGAGGUCACCUAACUCUGGUAUGAGAAGGGGGGGUAUCUCUCCUCCUUUGAAGGAAAUGUAUUUUUGUGAAGAGAAGGGGGUAUAUCUCUGUUUGGGGGGUCCAGGAGUUGUAGGUCCUUUGGGGGAAUGAAGGGCAAGGGAGAGGCUAGUUGGGGGCUGGGGGAAGCAAAGUUUCAGGCCUAGAGAGUGAUAUUCUGAAAACUGUCUCUGUCAGGGUUUUUCCUUGGUCCUUGAUGCCUGGUGUCUAUUGGAUCUUGCUUCCUAGUUUUCCUUGGCCUCUAUUGCCUAGUUUCCUUUAGAUCUCUGAUGACUAGUUUCUUUUUGGUCCCCAGUGCCUGUUUUUUACUGGACAAUGACAGCUAGAGUCAGCUCCCAGGGCAGGUAAAUUCAGCCCUGUGAACAUCAAGGAAUUCCCACACCGAGCAUUGACUUUGACACCUGGAAAGAGAAAGUGAUUCUGUAUAUGGUAACUGUUGUUGAUUGUUCUUUGAGUUUUUAGAAUGUUCCUUCUGUACCCCAAGCCAGGAUCUCAAUCCUGUCUAAAUGGAGACACACAUCCCUAGAUUCCCAAGAGAGGAGGGAAAUGCAGAUGAUUAGGACUUCUAUCUCUUACUGAUAAGUCACUCCUGGAGGGCUUCCUGGAGGAGCUGACCCCAAACUGACUCUGGGAGAACCCUUCCAGGUGCUCUAGGGUUAUCAUCUUUUCCCUCUCUUUCCAACCAUUUACUCACUAAUUCUUCAUUAGCCAGCAAGUUAAUUAGAAGAAGCAGAAGUAUUUUCCUCCCUCCCCACCACCCCCAGCUUGUCUCUGGGCUUCCCGCCUAAAUGGGCUCUGCCCAGCAGCUCCUUGGGGCCCCUGAGGCUCAGGCUGACGUUGGUGGGAGCCUCUCCCCACAUCGGCUUUUCUCUGACAGGCGAUGACAAUGCUUUGGCAUCACAUCAGCUCUUCCUUCCAGGAGCAGGGCAGGCUCUGAGGCUUGUCUUCCCCCUUCUUCCCCUCCUCCUCCUCAUCCUCCUCCUCCUCUCUUCCUUUUUCCUUCUCACCCCCUCCUUAGUUUUCUGUUACCUUUUCAUUAGUAUCCUACUCUUCCCCUUUGCCCCUCCUCCUCCUGUCUUCUUUCCCUCCUCCUCUUUCUCCCUUUCCUGCCUUCUAAUUCUUCUACCCUCGCUUCCAUUCUUUUCUUCCUUCCUUCUCUCUGUUUACUUCUUUCUCCUCUAUUCUUUCCCCCUCCAUGUUCUUUCCCAUCCCUUCCCUCCCCCCCUGACUAUUCUAUUCUUUCUGGGCAUCCUUCUGGAGACCAUGGGCACAGAGAGGUUCAGCAACCAUCCUGAGGUCACACGGCAGGCAGAGCUGGGAGCAGCUCACUGAUCACCUUGUCGUCUCUGGGGUAUCAUGAAUGGCCACUCCCGUUUUGUGGGCCUGCUUCGUGGUUCUUGCUGCAGGAGUCGUUGUCUAUGCCCAGAGACACAGCCAGCAAGAUACUCAUGUGCUGUACGAACGCCUGGGCUCAGACGUGACCCUUCCCUGUGGGACAGCAGCCUGGGACACAGCGGUCACCUGGAGGGUCAAUGGGACAGACCUGGAGGCUGCUCACCUUAAUGGCUCCCAGCUGGUCCUUGAGGGCCUGGACCUUAGCCACAGUGGUCACUAUGCCUGCUACCAGGGCUCCUCCUGGCACCUGCAUUACCAGGCCCUGCUGCACGUGGGCAUGCCACCCCGAGAGCCUGUCCUCAACUGUCGCUCCAACAGCUACCCCAAGGGAUUCUACUGCAGCUGGCACUUGCCUACACCCACAUACAUACCCAACACCUUCAAUGUGACAGUUCUACAUGGCUCCAAACUGUUAGGCUGUGAGAAGGACCCAGCCCCCAAGAACCGGUGCCACAUCCGAUACACACAUCUCUUCUCUACGGUGAAAUACAAGGUCACACUGACGGUCACCAAUGCCCUGGGGCACAACUCCACAGCCAUCACCUUCGAUGAGUUCACCAUAGUGAAGCCCGACCCUCCGGAGAAUGUUGUGGCCCGGCCUGUACCGAGCAGCCCUCGACGCCUGGAGGUGACCUGGCAGACCCCCUCCUCCUGGCCCGAUCCCGAGUCGUUCCCUCUCAAGUUCUUCCUUCGAUACCGGCCGCUGAUCCUGGACCAGUGGCAGCACGUUGAGCUAUCUGAUGGCACUACACAUACCAUCACCGAUGCAUAUGCUGGGAAGGAGUACAUCAUUCAGGUAGCUGCCAAGGACAAUGAAAUUGGGACGUGGAGUGACUGGAGUGUGGCUGCCCACGCCACACCGUGGACCGAGGAGCCCAGAUACCUUACAACAGAGGCUCAGGCUCCAGAGACCACCACCACCACGACCACAUCCUUCGUCCCCCCUCCCACCACGAAGAUCUGUGAUUCUGGAGAGGUUGGGGAUGGUGUGGGAUCCUCAACCAGCCUCCUGCUGACUGUGACCGUGACUGUGACAGUGACCACCAUAGCAGCCAGUGGCUUCUUUAUUUAAGUCCCUUUUUGCAUUCCUGUGGAAGAAAAUGCUGAGAACAGAAAUGAACAACAACAAAAGGCUCACAAAAAAAAUCACACACACACACACACACACACACACAAAACAGGAAAAAAAAACCAAAACAAAAAAAAAGAUACCGUUGGGAUUCUCGUUUUUCUAUUUUGCACACAGUCAGGAGGACGUUUCACGUUGUCUCCAACUCACUUUAUAGAGACAACCUUGGCCCCUGACUCCCCUCUUCCAGCCUCCUGUCCCCAGUCUAUACCCUCCCUCUCAGCUACCUGACACCUUUCUCCCCUGGCCCUGCAGCCUGCAGCUCCCCUGGCUCUCUGGUUUUCUGUCUCCUCUCCAGCCCUCAGGUCCCACCCCUGAGCUCCUGGUCCCUUGCUCCCUGUCCUCCCAGCCUCCACUCCUCUCAGUCUCCAGCCUUCCCCUUUUCCCUGGUGGAGGCCCCCAUAUCCUGGACAGGGGACAAGCUACUUAAGAGGAGACCUCCAGCCCCUCCCCUGUAGGCAAGAGAGAGAACCAUACAGCUAACCCACCCACCAAAGACAUACCCCUUCUCCUUCAUCCGGGUCACCUCCCCCAGGCCCCUUCUCUUGGGGGGGCCCCAGAGGACUUGGGUAGGGGGUGAGGGGGCCUCACACACCCCCUAAUGCCAGCAACUUUCCCCAUACCUCUGGCCCAAGUGCCCCCCUCUGGCUCCAGUUCCUUCUGCUGUAUCCUCCAGAGCCUUUGCCUCGGCUGGCCUGGAAGUUCCCAAGGACUCACCCAUUCCCCCUUCACUCACAGAUUCCCAUUCCACAUGCUUUUUGGUCUCCCCAGGCCCCAGGGCUUCCCAACUCCUGUUUUGUAUGGACUUCCCUCACCUUGGCCCUCCCCAAAGUAUUUAAUGCCCCAUUCAUCCUAGUCAAACCCAGUGGUAACUUGCUGUAUUUGAAUUUUUUAUAGAUGUAUAUAUACAGGGGAGGGGUGGGUGGGAAGGGAAGAAGGGUUCUCAUUAAACAUCGCCAUUUCAUGA